CUGGCUCACACUGAUGGGGGGUUAUUUAUCCUCUGGCGCCCUCUAGCGGUCCACGUGAGAAGCGCCAAUCUCUGUCGAGGUUAGAGGUCAAAACAAGAAAACAUGGCGGCUUCCAGUAAAGCGACCGUGGUGUUGAAGGCUGUGAAGAAAAUAGCGGUUCAGUUUUGUCCCUUUGAGUCUAAUGUUCGUUCCACACGGGAGUUUCUGGCCAUGGUGGGCUCAGAGAAGGCCCGAGCUACCAACAUGAACUGUGAGGUGAUAUCGACGGUGAAACACGACAGGUCUGAACCCGUAGUGGAUAUCACUUAUCUAGACGGAGAGAAGCUGCUGUUGAAGGGAGCAAAGUUGACCAGCAGCGAGAUGCUGAGCGCAUUUCAGUCACUGUGCACAGCCAAGGAUCUACAGGCAAAAGUUGCAGCAAAAAAAUAAUGUUAAAUGUAUCUGUGUUGACUGUAUCUGUAUUCAGCUGUGUAUAUUCUUGAAUGUUUGCUAUUAAAGUAUUUCAUUUAAAUGUGGCUGCUCUGGUGGGGAUUGACCUUUGAUCCACUAAAGCUCUACUGCAUUGUUUGCAGGCAUGA
Etheostoma cragini (Arkansas darter) is the source of this 578-nucleotide messenger RNA. RefSeq names its product mitochondrial ribosomal protein L53 (gene mrpl53). The transcript is spliced from 3 exons. Gene Ontology annotation, cellular component: mitochondrial large ribosomal subunit. NCBI's taxonomy places the organism in Eukaryota, Metazoa, Chordata, Actinopteri, Perciformes, Percidae. The coding region runs from base 103 to 429 and encodes 108 amino acids. The record is from RefSeq and is a predicted model, not a curated record.